Penicillium daleae is the source of this 624-nucleotide messenger RNA. RefSeq lists its product as uncharacterized. The transcript has 3 exons. Lineage: Eukaryota; Fungi; Ascomycota; Eurotiomycetes; Eurotiales; Aspergillaceae. Bases 1 to 624 code for a protein of 207 amino acids. The record is from RefSeq and is a predicted model, not a curated record.
AUGGCUAUCUCCAGCAACGAAAGGCGCGCUCUGGAAAGAACAAGAUGCCGAGAAGCUUUGGCUGCGCACAUCCAUUUGAGACUUGGUCUCAUCGUCGCUCCAAAUCAGGUCCGCCUCCAUCCACGGCCCGAGGACGGAUACGCCUGGUCCGUGACCGAGCCCAGCAAACACCUGUUACAAUCGAGCCUUAGCGAUGGAAAGAUCCGCAUAUACCGGUCUAUAUGUGAGGAACUCGGCCGCUCUCUCGAGGCCGUUGCUCCGGAGACCUUGCAGUCAUCCCUUUUGAAUCAGGAGGACGGAGUGGAUAAGCCCCCUCGCAGAGAUGAGGAGGGACCCAGGACAUUUACUGCACAGAUCCGCAGUCUAGAAUCUAAAAAUCGUGAUCUAGAAGCCGAGCUGGAUCGGACCCGGGGCGGUUUGGAGGAGUCGUUGCGGGAGGUUCGUCAUUUGAAAGCAGAAACUGCUCGAAUUCAAGAUCAACUCCGCGCCAGUGAGUCCCAGGCGAGAGACCUUCAAGCUGAGCUGGUCUAUGCAAGGGCUAGGGUCAACGAAGCGAUACAAGUCCUAUCAAAACAAAGGGUCGAAUCGGAUAAACAGAAAGGAUUGGCCAGGAUAUGUGAUUAG